AUGGAGGCCACACGCAUUUGUAUGCUGCUCCAAAUUUUGGCGACUCUUCUUUUGGUCGAGGUCUCGGGCUGCUCGCAGGCCUGCCAAGCCUUUGUCGGCCUAAAUGGCUGCUCCGACAAUGGCAGGGUGGAACCGAAACUUCCGCCCCGUGAUAAUACCUGUUGCGGCCCCCACUGCGUUUAUACGGCACCCAAUGCUGGGACUGUUUGCUCCAAUACCGCGACGGACCGCUGUCUCCUUGACACCAGUUGUUCGAACGGACAGCGCUUCAACAUGGAGUGCAUCAGCGAAUGUACCCUCCAAACGAGAAACCAGGGAAGAAUCGCAAACGGUUUGGCACCUUUGCUUAGUUUUAACUUCGAAAAGGACUAUUGCGAAGGACUCAACACCAAGUGUGGCCAAAACUGUUGCUGCCGAGAAACCUGUCCGACACAGUUUUGUAAAUUUUGA
This is a messenger RNA of Drosophila persimilis, 450 nucleotides long. RefSeq lists its product as uncharacterized. The coding region runs from base 1 to 450 and encodes 149 amino acids. NCBI's taxonomy places the organism in Eukaryota, Metazoa, Arthropoda, Insecta, Diptera, Drosophilidae. The record is from RefSeq and is a predicted model, not a curated record. The transcript has 2 exons.